Erythranthe guttata (spotted monkey flower) is the source of this 2015-nucleotide messenger RNA. RefSeq names its product putative polyamine transporter At1g31830. Gene Ontology annotation, biological process: transmembrane transport. Gene Ontology annotation, molecular function: transmembrane transporter activity. The record is from RefSeq and is a predicted model, not a curated record. NCBI's taxonomy places the organism in Eukaryota, Viridiplantae, Streptophyta, Magnoliopsida, Lamiales, Phrymaceae. Gene Ontology annotation, cellular component: membrane.
AUAUCGCGUGUGUAUAUAUAUCCAACGAUUCUGUAGCUAUCUUUGGAUACUUUCAACUACGCCCAAAAUUUUCUCAACACUGCUUAUCAUUAAUUAUUAUAUUCCUUUAUUAAAUGGCGCCGGCGGAGAAAACAACCACCAAUUCAGUUACUGAAAUUCGCCGCCACGCCUCCAUUGAGAUUUCCUCCGCCGCCAUAAAUCCAGUCUCCGAUCACGGCGGCGGCGGCGGUGCAACAGUUGUAGAAGCUGCGCCGCCACCACUUGCUGGUACCAAAACGCAGACCUCCAAUAAUCAUAUGGACGAGAAACUGAGGGGAGCAAGAAGUGGACAAACUUCAACAGUAAUGGGGGAACACCGUGAUUCUCAAUACAUAGGCAUCAAUGAAGGCCCUUCCCCUAGACCAAACAAUCACGGGAAAAAAAUCUCCGUUUUACCCCUCGUAUUCCUCAUAUUCUAUGAAGUCUCCGGCGGACCGUUUGGUGUGGAGGACACCGUCAGAGCCGCUGGACCACUCCUUGCUCUCGCCGGAUUCUUGAUUUUCCCGCUCAUCUGGAGUGUUCCGGAAGCCCUAAUCACCGCCGAGAUGGGCACAAUGUUCCCGGAGAACGGGGGGUACGUGGUGUGGGUUUCCUCCGCUCUAGGGCCGUUUUGGGGAUUUCAACAAGGGUGGAUGAAAUGGCUGAGCGGAGUCAUCGACAACGCCCUUUAUCCGGUUCUUUUUCUCGAUUAUCUCAAAUCGGGAAUCCCCGCCUUGGGCGGCGGUUGGCCAAGAGUCGCGGCGGUUUUAGCAUUGACGAUCGUUUUAACCUACAUGAACUACCGUGGCUUAACUAUAGUCGGAUGGGGGGCCGUACUUCUUGGUAUAUUCUCGAUUUUGCCCUUUGUGGUAAUGGGCUUUAUUUCAAUCCCAAAAUUAAGGCCUGAGAGAUGGUUAGUUGCUAAUGUUCACAAAGUCGAUUGGAAUUUGUAUUUAAACACUCUCUUUUGGAACCUCAACUAUUGGGAUUCGAUAAGCACUUUGGCCGGAGAAGUGGAAAACCCAAAAAAGACCCUCCCGAAAGCUCUUUUUUACGCAUUGAUCCUCGUGGUAGUAGGGUACUUCUUCCCGUUGCUGACGGGGACAGGGGCGAUCCCACUUAACCGUGAGUUGUGGACCGACGGGUACUUUGCUGAUGUGGCGAAGGUCUUAGGUGGGGCCUGGCUGAGCUGGUGGGUGAGAGGGGCGGCGGCAAUGUCGAAUAUGGGCAUGUUCGUGGCGGAGAUGAGCAGCGAUUCUUUCCAGCUGUUAGGUAUGGCGGAGAGAGGGAUGAUUCCGGAAUUUUUUGCGAGGCGGUCACGCUACGGUACCCCUUUAGUCGGGAUAUUGUUUUCUGCUUCGGGUAUAGUUCUUCUUUCUUGGCUGAGCUUUCAAGAAAUAGUGGCGGCUGAGAAUUUCUUGUAUUGCUUUGGGAUGAUUUUGGAGUUUAUUGCGUUUGUGCGGCUCCGAUUUGUGGCCCCACACGCCGCCCGGCCCUACAAGAUUCCAGUGGGGCCAUUCGGAGCGGUGGCAAUGUGUGUUCCUCCGGCGAUUUUGAUCGGAGUCGUGUUGGCCUUUUCUUCGGUGAAAGUGAUGAUUGUGAGUCUUGUUGCGGUUAUGGUUGGGGUUGUUUUGCACCCUUGUUUGAGGCAGAGUGAGAAGAGGAGGUGGCUUAGGUUUUCGAUUAGCGAGAAUCUUCCGGAUAUUCAUCAUACUUCUGUUCGUGAUAAUGACACUUUGGUCCGAUGAUAAACGCGUUUGGAACUAAGCUUUAUAUUAUAGUAGCAUUUGAAGGGAAACUAGGGGAUGGUGAUUCUUGUUCUUGUUGUUGUAGCUAUGUAGAUAAUUGUGAUGUGCUUUAACUGUUGUAACUUUUGUAGACGUGUUUUUUUAUUGUGCGGUUCGCUUCUGUCUUUGGUGGUCAUGUAAUUUUAUUUGUGCUCGGGUUUACUCUUGUGGAUCUUAUUUCUUUUUUGUAUCGCUCAAACGUUUAUCGUU